Molecule: messenger RNA, 1347 nt
Organism: Diaporthe amygdali
Lineage: Eukaryota; Fungi; Ascomycota; Sordariomycetes; Diaporthales; Diaporthaceae
Product: phosphatidylserine decarboxylase family protein
Exons: 3
Coding region: 1-1347 (448 amino acids)
Biological process (GO): phosphatidylethanolamine biosynthetic process
Cellular component (GO): mitochondrion
Molecular function (GO): phosphatidylserine decarboxylase activity
Source: RefSeq, a predicted model, not a curated record
AUGGUCUGGCAGCACGGAGACGAGCAUCAGAUCCCAGAUGCCCACAAGGUCCACAAGCCCGGCGCCUGGCUGCCUGCGGACAGCCGUGUCCACAAGGAAUGGCUCAACAAGCAGGUCGAGCACGUCGACAAGAACCCCAAGGAACUCAUCCCAGUCCUGCAAGAGUUCAGGACCUUCAUCGAGACUAAUCCACGGAUUCGUAUGCUCUUCACCCAGAUGUGGGAUGAGGUCCCCGUGAAGAAGCCCUACAACAAGGACCCCACAGGGCACAAGGCUAUCAGGGACUACGGCCACAUGCUCGCAGUCCUGAACCACGUCUUCUCGCGUGCCCCCGAAUGGACUGACGCCGCUGAGAGUGUGGGCAUGGUCGGUGUCCCCAUGUGUGCCAUUUUUGACUAUGCCAUGGCAACACCUAGUGGCCAUGCCGCAUUUUUGGAUACGGAGGUGAACAAGAUGUUGAAGAAGGUUAUGAAUGAAUGGGGCAAAUUUCUCAAGACUCCCAAGUCUGCCGAAGUCCUUAGCGACCACCGCCUUGGCUGGUUUGGAGAGCACGGCAAAAGAGACCUGAUGCAGGUCGCUAAUGCACCUCUGAAAACGGAUCACAAAUUCGAAGACAUGUAUAUCUGCGAGCCAUCCAAGGACAAGUACGGUUUCACCUCGUGGGACGACUUCUUCACUCGCAAGCUUCAAGAGAGCGCCCGACCGGUGGCAUCCCCAGAUGACGACAACGUCAUCGCCAAUUGCUGUGAGUCGCGACCUUACGCUGUAGAGCACAACGUCAAAUUGCGCGACAAAUUCUGGGUCAAGGGACAACCCUACUCCAUCGCCGACAUGCUGGCAAACGAUCCCUUGUCCGAGCAAUUCAAGAACGGCACCAUCUAUCAGGCCUUCCUUUCAGCCCUCUCGUAUCACAGGUGGCACUCGCCCGUCUCGGGAACUGUUAAGAAGGCCUAUCUCGUGGACGGGACAUACUUCAGCGAGCCACUUUACGCCGGCGGCGACAUGAGCAGUGCCGACGAACUGGCCCAGAUGAAACAGGGCAUCUCGGCUGCGCAGGGUUACCUGUCCGCGCUGGCCGCGCGGGCUAUCAUCUUCAUCGAGGCUGACAACCCUGCGAUUGGGCUGAUGGCGUUCAUUGGCAUUGGUAUGGAUGAGGUCAGCACCUGUGAGAUCACCGUCAAGGAGGGUCAGCACAUCAAGAAGGGUGACCAGACGGGUAUGUUCCAUUUUGGUGGUUCGACCCACUGCCUGAUCUUCAGGCACGGUGUGAACGUGGAGGGGUUCCCAGAGCCUGGCCGCAAGGAGAACGUGCCUGUGAGAAGCCAGGUGGCUGUUGUCAAAGCCUAA